Trichobilharzia regenti is the source of this 822-nucleotide messenger RNA. Lineage: Eukaryota; Metazoa; Platyhelminthes; Trematoda; Strigeidida; Schistosomatidae. The record is from the annotation of a GenBank genome assembly.
CUUUAGGACAUAAGAAGAUUCUGUGGUGUAGGGAUAGCAUCGAGUUCUGGAGCAGAAAAGUUACUGCUCAACUGGAUCUCGGUUGACAUUUGUGUGCUGUUUGGCUCAGGGAUUGACUUGCUACCGGGGAACAAUCUCGUUGACUUGGAAUAUGCAGACGAUAUAGUCCUUCUAGGCGAAGACGCUGACGAAAUGCAGAGUCUUCUAAACACCUUGAGCCGCAAUCUACGAAUGUUUGGCAUGCGAUUCGCUCCCGCCAAAUGCAAGAUGAUGUUACAGGACUGGACUACAUCGACGCCUAGUUUAAAAAUAGGAAGUGAAGUGGUAGAGCACGUUGACCGCUUCACUUAUUUGGGAAGUACCAUCAGCCCCAAUGGGCUGAUCUCUGACGAAAUCUCAGCACGAAUACAGGGGGCUCGUUUCGCAUUUGUUAGUUUACGCCGACUCUGGCGUAGACGAGAUGUUCGACUAUCGACCAAAGGGCGGGUGUACUGCUCAUCAGUCCGCUCCGUCCUCCUUUAUGGCCAGCUGUGAGACCUGGUCACUGAGAGUGGAAGACAUGAAAAGACUAGCUGUCUUUGAUCAUAGGUGCCUGCGUUCUAUUUCCCGUGUAAAGUGGCAUAAUAAGGUGAGCAACAUGGAGGUUAGGCGUAGAGUUCUAGGUAAACAGGGGAAAUCAAUCGACGAAGUCGUGAAGCUACAAAGACUGAGAUGGUUAGGACAUGUGUUACGUAUGCCAAGCCAUCGCCUCCCUCGAUGAGCAAUGUUAGCGGAUAUAGGGUCAGGCUGGAAAAGAGCUAGCGGCGGUCAAACAAAAACUUG